AUGGCGGAUUUGACCCAAGUUGCUCCAACUCCUAGUCCAGCCGCUCAACGCGUGGAAGAGCAACUGAACGUCGAGGAGCUCAAAAAACUAUGUAAGGUCUUUAAUUAAAACAGCAUUUUAAGUCUAAACCAUGCUAUUUAACUGGAUGAACUCUAAAAACAAGUUAUGAUAAAGUAUGGUUACCUCUAGUUAAAACUACUGACGUAACGCCAAUUUUUAGUUGCUAUUCCGAUCAAAGCAGAUGAUGAAGAUCAAGUCAAGGUACGUGAAGAUGCCAUUCUGGCUGUAGCUAAAAAGUUGAGUGAUGAAAAAAAUACAGAUGGUAAGUAUUGGUUUCUAAUACUUUUCGAACAUUAUUUCUUUACUUCUCUCAGUAUAUUAGAUAAAAUAUUUCAAGACCUACUUCGUAUAACUUGACACCGGCAGCCUGCGGAAAAGUUCGUGAUUUCGCUCGACAAUUUUUUGUCGAAGAUCGAGUUUGUUUUGUAAAAUGCUUUUUCGUGAAUUAAAAGUAACGUAAAAUUGACUUCCAAAGCUACUUACAUUCUCUUUUCAGAGUUGAAGCAUCUGAUCCAGUCCACUCGGCCAUUCCUUUGUUUGUUGGGCAAAGCCAAAGCCGGAAAACUUGUAAGAACUCUGAUCGAUUUCACGCUGGGAAUCGACGAAGAUGCCAGUGUUAAGGUAGGGCUGUCUGCUGCGUUUUAAUUUUGACUUCAGAUUCAGGUCGAAGUGUGCAAAGAAUGUAUUGAAUGGGCACGAAGCCAGAAGCGGGUAUUCUUGCGGCAGACACUGGAAGCUCGACUGAUUCGGUUGUACAACGAUAUUGGAAAGUUCACGGAAGCUCAGGCUUUAGGUAUGUGGUUAUAGUUUUGUGCUUAUUAUUAGGUUUGAUGGUUUUAAAGUGUAAUAUGAGGAUUUUCUUGAUUUUGUGGAUAAAAUUUACUAAAGUAUUAUAAAUUGCAAUUAAUUUAAAUUUUCUAUAUGUAUAUUUGAUGUAAACCCUUACUAUGCUUCUAAUAUUUUAAUUUCUAGCUAAUACAUUAAUCAAGGAGCUGAAGAAGAUAGACGACAAAGAUGUGUUGGUUGAAGUUCAGAUCGAGGAAAGUAAAGGGUUAUAUUGUCUGGGAAACCUGUCAAAGUCCAAAACUGCUCUGGUCGGAGCUAAGACUACCGCCAAUGCAAUGUUUAUGAACAAUAAAAUGCAGGUACAGGUUUUAGUUUAAGUAUGAAGGUAAAUAAAGUUAUAUUGGCUAAAUAGAUUUUAUAUGGCUGACUUUGAACAAUAUGAUGUUGAUUUGAGGAGUCUUUUUGUUGUUUUAUUUUUUUUACUAUCUAAAUUGGCAUUUUUUAUUGAUAUGGUAUUGUUCAAUAAGACUAAUGCUAUCUUUUUCAGGCUGAACUUGAUCUUCAAUCAGGAGUCUUACAUGCUUCAGAAGACCGUGACUUCAGGACCGCUUAUUCUUACUUCUACGAAGCGUUUGAGAAUGCGGAUAUGGCUGAAGAUAAGGUGUUGUCAGUGAGAGGCUUGAAGUACAUGUGCUUGGCCAAGAUUAUGCUGAAUGAUCCAGAUUCCAUCGACAAGAUUCUGUCAGGGAAACAGGCUCUAAAGUAUCGUGGAACUGAAUUGCAGGCGAUGAGGGAAUUGGGAUUGGCUUUUAAAAGCCGGAUUCUGAAGGCUUUCCUCCAGGUAUUUUCGUUAGAUUUUUUACAUUGUAUUAGGUUUAAUGGUGUUGUGAUUGCUUUAAAUUAGUAUGAUCUUCAUUUAGGCGUUUGAAAAGUACCAAAAAGAGCUGAAGGAAGACCGCGUCAUCAAGAUCCACUUCUCAGCUUUGUCCGAAACCAUGAUUGAGAAGGAGUUGUGCCGUUUGUUUGAACCAUACUCUGUCGUUGAACUUAAGUACAUCUCUGAUAAGAUUGGACUGCCACAAGUUAGAGUAGAGAAGAAGAUUGCGAUGAUGUUGUUGGACAAGAUCUUCUACGGAUGUCUAGACCAAAGUGAUGGGGUUUUGUACGUCUACAACACUCCAGGAAAGGAAGAAGGGUACAAGAAUGCGGUCGAUAUUAUUCAUUCGCUAUCUGAUGUAAGUUUUUGUUGCUUUGAGAUGUUGUUGAACUUGAAACGGAGGCUUUUUGGACAUUCAGGGCUGAUUUUGAACAGAAGAUAGUUUUGUUUGUGUCUGUAAGCUCCUAAAUUUAUGUUUUAAAAUUAAGAAAAGGCUAAUACAAUGUUUUUUCAGUCAGUCAACGCUACUUAUUUACUGGCCCACAAGCUCAGAUUGAUGGAAACCAAGAUAAAAGCUCCUCCAAAGGCUCCAGAACCCAAAAAGAAGAGAAGAAGACAGAGGAGAGCCAGAAGUGCCAGUAACAAGAGCUCUAGCAGCAACGUCAGUUCACGCUCAACUUGA
Messenger RNA from Bursaphelenchus okinawaensis, 2405 nucleotides. The record is from the annotation of a GenBank genome assembly. Lineage: Eukaryota; Metazoa; Nematoda; Chromadorea; Rhabditida; Aphelenchoididae.